This is a messenger RNA of Hansenula ciferrii, 3135 nucleotides long. It is a transcript of the gene RAD9, whose product is annotated as chromatin-binding protein RAD9. Gene Ontology annotation, biological process: positive regulation of transcription by RNA polymerase II; DNA damage checkpoint signaling. NCBI's taxonomy places the organism in Eukaryota, Fungi, Ascomycota, Saccharomycetes, Phaffomycetales, Wickerhamomycetaceae. The record is from RefSeq and is a predicted model, not a curated record. Gene Ontology annotation, molecular function: histone binding. Bases 1 to 3135 code for a protein of 1044 amino acids. The transcript has 2 exons. Gene Ontology annotation, cellular component: nucleus.
AUGUUACUAAAAGGUAUCAUGCUUAUACCUUUAUCAAAACCAGAAAGUUUGGGGAUAAGCUCUCAAAACUCAAAAGCUCCAAAUAUUAGACUUCUCAGUGAUAAUGAAGAAAAUCGUAUUAUUGAUAGUUCAUUAGACUUCAAAGACUCAAUAAGCACACAAGCACUUCUUGAGAAAGAACCAGAUACAGUUGUUAUUAAAGAAUCAGAUGAUGUCAAUACCAAUAAUGAUCAAGAAGGAAAUCAAGAUGAAGAAGAUACUAAAUCAUCUGAACCUUUUAAAAAUUUCAAGCUUCCUGAUGGUGAUAGUCCUUGGUUAAGUAAAAUUAAAGACCCUUUCAAUGAUCAAGAUUCUCCUUGGUUGAGCAAAAUGAAAGAUCCAUUCAAAGAGACUCCAAUUAAUACAAAAGUUUUUGAUGCAUUUAAUGAAACUCCAAAUUCCAAUAAAAGAUCCCCUAAUCCUUUAAACACACCAACUGCAGCAGCCCAUAAAGUGUUUCAAAGACUUCGUGAAAACAACAACAUUCCUGAACUUGAUAUAGAUUCACAAUCUCUACCUGCAAUGUUUAAAGAUACCCAACCUAUAUCUGAAAAUCCUACACAAGAAGAACAAGAAGAAAAUAUUCAUUUUAAUGAGACAACGAUUAACGAUUCCACAAUGAAUGAUGACAUUACUCAUGGUGGUCAUGAUGAUGAUGAUGAUGAUAAUAAAUAUUUAACAAAAGAUGAUACAACGACAGAAAUUGAACCAACUAAAAGAGAUGUAACUUCUCAAAUACUACCCACUACACAAGUUUUGGACGAUACAGUACCCAUUGAUGAUAAUAACCAAGACACCAACCUCAAAAGUGACAAUACACAAGGUGAUAUUCAAGUUCCAGGUACAGCUCCAGAUGAUGAUGCCUCAAUUGAUGUUGAAGAAAGUGCUAUAAUGGAUGAACCAAAAGAUGCCCACUUUAUAAAUAACCAAGAAGAUCGAUCAUCACCAAUUAAUUCUGAUGCUGAAGAUGAAACAUUCCCCUUAAAUAUUGGUAGAAGGCUACAAAGUGAACCAGUUGGUGCUAAUUACUUGAAUAUAUUGGCUGAAGAUAGCAUUCAGAAAUAUCAUAGAGAUUUAGGGAAAAAAGUGAAUGAAUUACCUACAGAUGAUGGUAAAAGUUUAUUACAUUCAAAAUCAUUCACUAAUGACACUUUACAAAUUAGUCAGGGAAAAAGAUUGAAUUCAUUACCUUUAAAAUUAGACAAUAAUAAAAUACAAAUUAAUCACAAUGAACUGACAGCUGUACCUGAAAAACAGACACAAACUGUUAUCAAUUCUUCAAAUGGACAAUCAAAAUCACAACCAACAUCAUCAUUGAGAGUGGAAGAAUCAUCACCAGCAAUUCGUGAUGAAGAUCUUUAUGAAUUCAAAAAAAAGAAGAAACCUUCUCAAAUAGAUGAUCAAAAGGAUACUGUUGAUAUUAAUGGACUUGCUGAGAAUGUUACACAGGAAUUUUCUGAUGUCGAUGAUGUUGAUGAUGAGAGUAAAAUUGAGAAUUCUUUGGUGGAGGAACGCUCAAAUAUCCAUGAUCUAGAAAAUACAGAUAGUUCUAAUAGGAUACGGAGAUCAUCAAGAAAUAAAAAUAAAAAAAUUGAUUACACAAGUUCACCUGAAAAGAGUUUUAAUCAAGAAGAUUUAUCUGUUGUUUUAGAUGCUGAUACAUCCCAGCUAGGAAAUGAUGAUCAUGAAACUUCUGAUGAUGAUGAUAGAGAAACACCAGAUUUAUCAAGUAAAUUAGAAUUUCCAAAUGAAAUUUUACGUGAAGAAAACCAUGAACUCACUGAAAAUGAUAUAAUUUUCAAAAACAGUAUUUGGAGUCUUGACAAUACUAGAUAUUAUCCAGGGUUGAUUAUUGGUCUAUCUGAGAAUGCAUUAAGCGUGAAGUUUUUCGAAUCAACAAAUGAAGUUACUGGAAGUAUAUUUCCAUUGGAUAUUCAAGUAGGUGAUCACGUUAAAGUUGAAAGAGGAUCAUAUAUAGUUACAGGACUUGAAUGUGUUAUUAAUGAUAAUGAAAAGGAUGUCAUUAGAUGUAUGAGAGGUUAUGAUACAGUGCUUUUAAAGAAAUUGAAAGGUAAAGGUAAAAGACAAAAAAUUUUGGAUAAUGAAAUACGUGUACCUUUAGAAGAAGUUAGAAUAGAGAAUGAAGAUUGGCAUUUGAGAUCAAGAGUUUUAGGUGAAGAGCAAAUGAUCAAACCAAAACGAUUUUCAGCUAAAGAUUCUAAAACUCGUAAAAGAUUAUUACCAAUAUCUUAUAAUGAAGAUGAUUUGUUAUCAUCAGCUCCUGUGAAAAGACCUAAAAGCAGAUCUCCUGGUAUAUUUGAUGAAUGUGUCUUUGUUAUUACAGGUGAAGUUGAUAAAGAUAGUUUAACAGAAAAAAUUGAAUCAAAUGGUGGUUUUAUUUUAGAAGAAGGUUUUGCAGCACAAAUCAGCUUUUCAAAUGGUGAACCUACAAGUAAAUUUUUUGAAAAUUUUAAAUUUGCUGCUUUAAUUACCAAUAAACCUUUCAGAAGUUCAAAAUUUUUAGAAACUGUUGCUCUUGGUUGGCCUUUACUUUUUCAAGAAUUUAUUGAAGAUUGUAUUUUCCAGAAUAAAUUAAAAGAAAACAUUUAUUCUUAUGCUUUACCUUGUGGAGAAUCAACAAGAUUUGGGUGCCUGAAAUCAGCAAACUUUUUUUUAUUUAUCCAAAAAUGGGAUUCUGGGUAUAAUUUAUCAAGUCAAUUGGAUAAUAAUAAAUUUUUGAAAGAUAAAGUUGUUUUCCUUUGCUCAAAGAAAAAUGAAGAUAUAACAAAAUUUAUGUUUCAAAUUUUAGGUUCUAGUGAGGUUGUUCUUUUACCAAUUACAAACUAUACAAACUUUGUUAACAAAGCUUCCCAGUAUUCUAAUAGCACUAAAAUAUUGGUUUAUCAUGACAAAAUUAGUGUUAUUAAAUCCACUCUUUCUUCUGAAAAGCCAAAAAAAUCAAGAAAAGGAUCAAUACUGUCUCAAAUUGUCCCAAGUAAUCAAGAACGAACACUUGAUUUGGUGGAUUGGGAAUGGUUAGUUCAAUGUAUUAUUAGUGGUGAUAUUUUGGAAUCAAAAGAACAAUGUAAGAUUUGA